AUGGCUCGCUGGCUCAUCCUUGCACUGGCUAUAUAUGGCGUGGCUGCCCAGAAUGAAUUCGCAUUUGACGACAAUGACUACGUUCAAUACAAGACUCUCCCGCAGCUUCCCAACUAUCGGAUAACAAAAUGGGAUAUCACCUACCAUGAUCGAUCUCAGGUUGCACCCGGUUACUGGUUCACUGCGCCGUACUGGAUUUACGGCGGCGAUAAAGAGACAAAUCAGUGGAGGCCUUAUCAGAUUGGACCUCACAUCUUUGACGAAGACGGGACCCUCGUGUGGGCAGGAUCCGCCGAAUUCGACAAUGCCCCCGUAUACGAUUUUCGAGCCGUUGAUUUGCCUGAUGCGGAUGGGAGCAUGAAACCACACUUAUCUUGGAUGCGAUGGCAUCUACCUGAGGAAAUGGACACCGACGGCGUAUCUACAAUAUACGAUCAACAUUACCAGCCCACAAAGUCAUGGUCUCUCCCAGCCAAUGAUGUAGACACCCACGACUUGACCAUCAAAUACUCACGCAAUGCUCUGGAGAUCCAUAUUCGACACGAAGAGCUCGAUCUGGGCGAUUUUGGUCGACCAGACAUAAGGCAAGAUAUUCUAACCUGUGGAUUCACCGAUACAGACCUCGUCACUGGGGAGGUAUUAUUCGAUUGGAGAAGCACCAAUAAAGUCAAGCUGAACGAAAGUUACAGAUCGCUACCAGAAGACGAGCACCCCAAUCCAGACUAUAUGCAUGCAAACGCCAUCGACAAAAAUGAUGCUGGUGACUAUCUACUCUCCGGUCGACACACUGGUACAAUCUAUCUCAUCGACGGCAAAGACGGCCACAUUAUUUGGCAUCUUGGUGGCAAGGAAAAUGAUUUUGAAAAAGACUUUGACUUCUUUGGACAGCACGACAGCCGAUUCAUCAGCGUCAACUCCACUCAUAUGGUGAUUUCCCUCUUCAAUAACGGGGCUUUCGAUGAGCAUUAUCACCAGAAACCUUCAUCCGCCAUGUACAUCCAACUCGAUGUGGUGAACAUGACUGCCACCCUUUUAAACCAGUAUUUCCGACCUGAUGGCGAGGUCACUGAUCGCCGUGGAAACAUGCAAACUCUUCCAAAUGGAAACGUGCUUGCAGGCUGGUCUUGGGAUGGCUAUGUGUCCGAAUACUCCCACGACGGAGAACUGUUGAUGGAGGCCAAAUUUGCAUCCGAUCGACACGACACCUACCGCUCAUAUAAAUUUCCAUGGACUGGUCGCCCUAUGUACCCACCUACCCUUCUAUCUGAAGCAUACGGUGUCAACGGGUCCGAACUUUCAACUGUCUUCCAUGUUAGUUGGAACGGAGCCACCGAUAUUGCAUUCUGGCGGUUCUAUGCUCGCCACAGUAACUCGGCUCCCAAACGGGAAAUUGGCCUAGUGUCAAAGGAAGGAUUCGAGACCAGCUUUAUCGCUCGCGGAUAUAUGGACUGGGUUUCUGUUGAAGCAUUGGACAGCGAAAUGAACACUAUAGGAGAAUCGCAAGAUUCUCGAACCUCCGCCCCGGGUUACUGGGCACCCAAGGCACCGCUGCCCGAACCUAAUAAUCCCGAGACAGCCGUUACGACCACCCGACCCUUACAGGUGACCCAUGAAAUUGGAGGAUCGAUUGUCAGCUUCUUGACCGGACUUGUUGUCAGUGGCGCCUUUUGUGCUGUGGUGGUAUACCGGAGAGCUAUCUAUUGUUUUGUCCUGACCUCCGUUGCAAAAGUGAUCCCAGGAGACUAUACACGGCUUUGGUCAGGGGACUCGGACGACUUGGAAGGUAACCAUGAGUUCAAAACCCUCAAUUCAACAGACUCAGACAUAGACUGA
Molecule: messenger RNA, 1833 nt
Organism: Penicillium angulare
Lineage: Eukaryota; Fungi; Ascomycota; Eurotiomycetes; Eurotiales; Aspergillaceae
Exons: 3
Coding region: 1-1833 (610 amino acids)
Source: RefSeq, a predicted model, not a curated record